Mercurialis annua (annual mercury) is the source of this 933-nucleotide messenger RNA. RefSeq names its product SNF1-related protein kinase catalytic subunit alpha KIN11-like. Gene Ontology annotation, molecular function: protein serine/threonine kinase activity; ATP binding. Gene Ontology annotation, cellular component: cytoplasm. NCBI's taxonomy places the organism in Eukaryota, Viridiplantae, Streptophyta, Magnoliopsida, Malpighiales, Euphorbiaceae. The transcript has a single exon. The record is from RefSeq and is a predicted model, not a curated record. Bases 85 to 930 code for a protein of 281 amino acids. Gene Ontology annotation, biological process: protein phosphorylation; intracellular signal transduction; negative regulation of apoptotic process.
UUUCUUCAUACUAAACUGAGAAACACAAACUCUCAGUCUCGUAUAUCUUUCUUUAGACACGAACUGAAAAAACACAAACUAUCAAUGUCUGCUGAUUUUCAACUCGAAAAACAAAGUACCAUGAAUCUUGUCGAAUCAAAAUACAGAUUUCUCAAAACCCUAGGAAUCGGAACUUUCGGCAAAGUAAAACUUGUGAAAAAUAUCUCCACGGGAAAAAAAUACGCCAUCAAGAUUGUCAAGCGAGACAGAAUCAAAGACAAAUCCAUGGAAGAAAAACUGAUGCGUGAAAUCAACAUUAUGAAACAGUUAAAUCACAAACAUAUUAUACGAUUUUACGAUGUUAUCGAAUCAGAUACUGAUAUUUACCUCGUACUCGAACGAGCAAGGAAGGGUAAUCUUCUAGACUUGAUCAAUAGUAAGGAUGGCGGUAGGGUUCAAGAAGACGAGGCGCGUAAGAUUUUCGGACAAAUCAUCGAUGCUAUCGAGUUCUGUCAUGAGAAUAAGGUUGUUCACAGAGAUCUUAAAGCGGAGAACAUUCUUAUGGAUUCAAAGAAUAAUGUAAAGGUUGCUGAUUUUGGAUUUAGUGUUGUUAAAGAGAAAGAUCAGUUGCUGAAAACGACUUGCUGCAGUCCAUUCUACGCUGCGCCGGAGAUUCUUUGUAAGCAAUUUUAUGGAUGUGAGGUUGAUAUAUGGAGCUGCGGUGUGAUUCUUUAUGCAAUGUUAUGCGGUAAACUUCCUUUCGAAGAUGAGAGCUACCCUGCGGCUUUCAAGAAAAUUAAAAGCGCGGAUUUUGAUCUUCCGGGACAUUUGUCAUCCGAAGCUGGAGAUUUGAUUUCAAAGAUACUGGUUGUUGAUCCGAAAAAGCGGUUCACAAUUUCAGAAAUUAGAAAGCAUUCAUGGUUUGACUCUCAAAAUGUAAUAGUUAAUUGAUAG